Dromiciops gliroides (monito del monte) is the source of this 1144-nucleotide messenger RNA. It is a transcript of the gene CRB3, whose product is annotated as crumbs cell polarity complex component 3. The transcript has 6 exons. The record is from RefSeq and is a predicted model, not a curated record. Lineage: Eukaryota; Metazoa; Chordata; Mammalia; Microbiotheria; Microbiotheriidae. The coding region runs from base 554 to 928 and encodes 124 amino acids.
CAGUCGGAACGAGAGCGGGGGCUGGUGAUAGAGCUGAGAUUCUUGGAUUCUGGGUCUUCCCCUCCUCUCAGUCCCGUGGGAGGGGGGAGUGUGAGGAGACAAGAGGGCAAGACCCAAUUCUGAGAGAGAACAGUGAGGGGUGGUGAGGAACGGAGAGACUAGAACUCUUGGGUUCUGGGUCCUCCAUUCCUCCAGCACCGGGGCAUCAUAGGAUCAUAGAUUCAGAGCCGGAAGAGGCACGCGAGAUCAUCUAGUCACCGCGAGCAGGGGAUGGUGUGCCCAGCUUAGCCCCGCCCACUUACCUGGGGCUCAGGUGCACAGACAGGAAGUACCCACCCCCUCCCAGGUGAGUGACUAAACUUUCCGGGUCACGUGAACGGGUGGAGCUGGCCUGAGACGACUGAGGGACAGAAGGAUCAACUGCCAAACUGAGGACCAGAGUUGAAAGCUGGCGCCAGUAGCCCGAGAUGCAGUAGCCACUGGAGGUCCUGCAGUUUGGGAGCAGGAGCCAGGUCAGCUGAGGCACGGGCCUGGUUCUGUUCCCCAGGGGCCCAUGGCGAGCAGCCCUGGCCUGGGCCUGUGCUUGGCACUGAGCCUGCAGUUGUUGAACCCCCGGCUCACCUUGGCCCAUAAGAUUGUCCACACCCGGAAUGAAAGCUACACUACCAUCCCUUCCACAACACCACCACCCAGUGGGGCCCUGUCCCAGGGUGCAGUUACUGCCAUCAUCACUGUGUUCUCAGUCCUGGGUAUCCUCCUCCUGGUAGUGGCACUGGUCCUGCUGGGUCGGAAGCUUCGGGAGAAACGCCAGACAGAGGGCACCUACCGGCCCAGCAGUGAAGAGCAGUUGUCCCAUGCGGCUGUGGCAGCCCCAGGUCCCCAGGACUCGAAGAACAAGGCGUGGGGCUGGGUGUCCUGCUGGGAUUAGGGCGGGUACAAAAGGUUUGGGCCCCCAGGGGCUGAGACUUUGGCGAGUGCCGAAACCGAUCACCCCUUUCCCCUCCCCUGGUCAUUUGACUAACAUUCCACCCUCCCGGAGGCCACUUAACUCUCUCAGGUCUAAUCUUCCCCUCCCAGUGAAUAAUAAUAGGUAUUUGAACUGAAAAGGAGGUGCUUGGAAAAGGCUUCCGCUCCUACUGGAAAU